CUGUAGAAGCGCAUAGCUGCCGUUUGAAGCAUCUACAGACACAGGAGACAGGUUCAUCAAGAUAAUAUCGUUUUUGACCGUAGGACAGCAGCGUGCUUUGGGUAUUUGUGUGGUGAUCCCAACAUUUUUUUUGCAACGCCACGAUACAUUUAUUUGAAGGUUCGAUAGUUUUCAAAGUUUCUGCAAAGUGAAUAACUCCACUCGGACGAGAGGAGAGGGAAUCAUGAUUCUUCAAGGAGACCAGCUCCCACUCCAAUAAAACAAUGGAGUCCUACCAGCGAACAGGAAGGUGCAGGUGGAAGUUCCGUCAUGUCCUCCUAGUCACCCAGCUGCUGCUGAUUCUAACCUCAGUGCUGAGCCAGUGCCAGCUGGACUGCGUCCAGGUGCUGACAGCCCCCCAGGGUGAGUUCACCUCGCCCUGCUACCCCCAGGAAUACCCCAAGUCCCAGGCCUGCAAGUGGACGCUGCAGGCCCCGUCAGGCUUCAUCCUCCAGCUCACCUUCCUGGACUUUGAGCUGGAGGAGGCCCUGGGCUGCAUCUACGACCGCGUGGUCGUCAGCACGGGAAACGCCGACGUCAAGUUCUGCGGCCUGACGGCCAACGGCCUGACGCUCAACUCCACGGGCAACGUCAUGGAGGUGUCCUUCAACUCCGACUUCAGCGUCCAGAAGAGGGGAUUCAGUGUCAGUUACAGGCAAGUCGCCGUGGCACUGAGGAACCAGAAGGUCACCUUGUCCAACGGCAACGGCAAGGUGGUGACGCUCUCCAACUCCGUGACGUUCCCCGCCCUGCAGUCCCUGACGUUUUGCUGCGAGAUGGCGCGGAACAGCCAGAAGGCCAUAGAGACCAUCUUCUCCUACAAGGCCGACUCGUUGGUCGACAGCAAUGGCACCGGUGUAGAGUUCAGCUUUGGCAACAACAACGGCAUGGAGCUGGUGCUGGCGGCGCAGACAUGCCCCGUGGAGACCAUCAUCACCGCCACUGACAUCACGUCCACCAUGAAGAGCUUCUGCCUCACGUGGACCUCAUCCACCGGCCUGGUGGCGCUCUACUUCAACGGGAACUACCGUGCUAAGACCUGCGCCAACACCGCCGGGAAGUCCAUGGUGGCUGGCUGGCACUUCUGGCUGGGCAGCCAGAGCAAAAGCCUGGAUGGGACGCUGUAUAAUGUCCGUCUGUGGGACUACGCCAUGAGCGUGUCGCAGCUGGCCGCGCUGACCUGCGACGUGGCGGGCAACGUCAUCGACUGGGACAACAGCUACUGGGUCAUCCCUUCCUCCCAGGCCCAGACCGACAGCUCCCUCAGCUGCACCUGCUACCCAACUUGCAUACACUUAACAACAGCUGCCCCAUCUAGUGGUACAUCUGUGCCCACCUACACUUCAACCACCACCACAUGUGCCUCCCCUGGACUGGGCUGCCCAGCUACUCUAACUUCCACCACCCCUGUCUUCACUAACAUGAUCGCUACUAAUGCGACCACAACCGUUCUGUCUUCCAACACCUACUCCACUACCUCCACUAGCAUGCCUCUAACCUCCAGCAGCACCACUGAGGGCCUCUUCUACAGAAUGUCCUUCAUGGUCAGCGACAGCGAGGCCUCACGGACCGAGGUGGAGAUUGAGAGGACCGUGUCACAGUGGCUGAACCAGACCUUCCAGAACUGGACCCACGCUGUCUAUGUGGACUAUGUUAGUGUCUAUCCUUCUGGGGCGGAGAGAAGUGUUCAGAGUUAUUCCUGCAACGCCUUGCUGGUGUACAUCACCAGGUCUGUUUCCCUCCUCACACCGGGGGAGGCUGCCAUCUCUGCACAGCUGCAGGCCAGCGCCCCCAGCAUGGGCACCGGCCUGGUGGUCUCCACCGUCGCAGUACAGUCUGUCGAUAACUGUCCUGUGGAGACCCCCCUCCACUACCUCUGGCCAGAGAGCAGACCCACCGUGACUCAGUAUGUACCCUGCUUCCCCAACAAAGACCAGAACGCCUCCAGAACCUGUGUGAUCAGCCCACAGAAUUACACAGCUUACUGGGACGCCCCAGACCUCAGUAACUGCACCGACAUCGAUACCAUCGAGGUGUCAGCAGAGAAUGCUGCGGAGGUGGCCGUUCAGCUUGCCGACAUCACAAACAACGAGCUGUCCAAUGAUGAGGUGUCUAAGGUGGUCACCAAGGUGAAGGAGCUGGUGGGCGUGGCUAAGAUCAAUGCCACCUUGGCCACCACCGUGGUCACCAUCAUCUCCAAUGUCAUGACCAGCUCCAACACCGCUCUGGCUGCUGCCUCCGAGAGGGCUCUUAAGACAGUGGAUGAGCUGAUGCAGAAGAUAGAGUUUGAGGGCGCUUCGGUGAGGAUCACGUCUAGAAACCUGGCCUUGGGCAUCUCAGCCCUCAACGCCAGCCAGUUCAACGGGACGUCCUUCAGUGCCUUCAUAACCCCGAACACCACUGACCCACAGAUCGACUUUGAGUCCGAGCAACUCAAUCCUUUAGCUCAGGUCAUCCUCCCUGCCACCCUGCUCAACAACCUGACCCUGACGGAUUCAGACAUCUCCAGAAUCAACUUCAUGUUCUUCAGCAAGAUUGGCCUGUUCCAGAACGAGCGGGAUAGUCUGUCUCUCAACAGCUACGUGGUCGCCAGCAGUGUAGGAAACUACACUAUUCGAAAUCUGAAGGACCCUGUGAAAAUUGAGAUUGUCCACCUCAACUACCAGCAUUCCCCAAAUCCUGUUUGCAUGUUUUGGGAUUUCACCAUGAAAGAUAGCGCUGGGGGCUGGAACAGUGAGGGGUGUCGCGUCGGUCCUGACUCCAAUGGCAACAAGACUGUCUGCCUCUGUGAUCACCUCACACACUUUGGUAUCCUCAUGGAUAUCUCUGGAGCAGCUGCCCUAAUAGACGAGCAGAACACCAAGAUUCUGACCUUCAUCACCUACAUCGGCUGUGGCAUCUCCGCCAUCUUCUCUGCUGCCACGCUGCUCACGUAUAUUGCCUUCGAGAAGUUACGUCGCGACUACCCCUCAAAGAUCCUGAUGAACCUUAGCACGUCCCUCCUCUUCCUCAACAUGCUGUUCCUAUUGGACGGCUGGCUGGCGUCCUUAAACAUGCAUGGGCUGUGCGUGGCCGUGGCGGUCUUCCUGCACUACUUCCUGUUGAGCUCGUUCACCUGGAUGGGUCUGGAGUCCAUCCACAUGUACAUUGCUCUGGUGAAGGUGUUCAACACCUACAUACGCAGAUACAUCCUCAAGUUCUGCAUCGUAGGAUGGGGUCUGCCUGCAGCCAUAGUGGCCAUGGUGGUGGCGGUGGACAGGACGUCCUACGGGAAGCAGGAGUACGGGCGCGGAGACACCGGACAGGGAUCCUCAGAGUUCUGUUGGAUCCAGAGCCCCGUGGUGUUCUACGUAACGUGCGUGGGCUACUUCUCGUUGGUUUUCCUGAUGAACGUGGCCAUGUUCAUAGUGGUCAUGAUUCAGAUCUGUGGCCGCAACGGCAAGCGCAGCAACCGGACGCUGCGGGAGGAGGUGCUGCGGAACCUGCGGAGUGUGGUCAGUCUCACAUUCCUGCUGGGCAUGACUUGGGGCUUUGCCUUCUUCGCCUGGGGGCCCGUCAAUCUGGCCUUCAUGUACCUGUUCACCAUCUUCAACUCCCUGCAAGGUCUGUUCAUUUUCGUGUUCCACUGUGCGCUGAAGGAGAAUGUACAGAAGCAGUGGAGGAGAUACUUAUGCUGCGGACGCUUCAGACUGGCAGACAACUCAGACUGGAGUAAGACAGCCACAAACAACACUAAGAAGGUGAGCUCAGACAACCUUGGCAAAUCUCUGUCCUCCAGCUCUUUUGGAUCCAGUACUGCCAACUGGACCUCCAAGGCCAAAGCUACACUCAACCCCUUCACGAAACGCAACAGCAACAUAGGUAAAGGCUACUCCAAUCAGACAAGCCCUAAGUGUGUCUCCUCCUGCUCUUCCUCCUCAGAGGUGGAGCCUUCCUCCUCUUCGUCCUCCUCCUCCUCCAUAUUGCCCGUGCACCAGGUCAUCGACAAAGUCAAAGGUUACUGCUCCGUGCGCUCCGACAACUUCUACAAGAACAUCAUCCUGUCUGACAGCUUCAGCCACAGCACCAAGUUCUAGGCCCCGCCCCUGCCCCAGGAGAGCCUGGGGCAGCCUGUAGGGUUGCCUGGGGCGACAGGGCGCCGAGGGAAGUCAUGGUUCCACUGUAUAAAAACAUCCCUUCUAGUCAGCCGAUCUGUCAGAGAGACAGCGGAGGAGCAAAAGGGGGUGG
This is a messenger RNA of Osmerus eperlanus (European smelt), 4266 nucleotides long. It is a transcript of the gene adgrg6, whose product is annotated as adhesion G protein-coupled receptor G6. The coding region runs from base 264 to 4115 and encodes 1283 amino acids. NCBI's taxonomy places the organism in Eukaryota, Metazoa, Chordata, Actinopteri, Osmeriformes, Osmeridae. The record is from RefSeq and is a predicted model, not a curated record. Gene Ontology annotation, molecular function: laminin binding; G protein-coupled receptor activity. Gene Ontology annotation, cellular component: plasma membrane. The transcript is spliced from 27 exons. Gene Ontology annotation, biological process: cell surface receptor signaling pathway; myelination in peripheral nervous system; adenylate cyclase-activating G protein-coupled receptor signaling pathway.